This is a messenger RNA of Brassica napus (rape), 2474 nucleotides long. RefSeq names its product zinc finger BED domain-containing protein RICESLEEPER 2. The record is from RefSeq and is a predicted model, not a curated record. Lineage: Eukaryota; Viridiplantae; Streptophyta; Magnoliopsida; Brassicales; Brassicaceae. The transcript has 3 exons. Gene Ontology annotation, molecular function: DNA binding; protein dimerization activity. The coding region runs from base 43 to 1722 and encodes 559 amino acids.
AAAGCUGUUGGAACACCUAGAAGUAGUUCUAGGAAGGUAGAUAUGAUGGUGUUUCGUGAGAUGAUAGCUAUGGCCAUUAUAGAGCAUGAUCUUCCUUACAAGUUUGUAGAGUAUAAGAGGAUUAGAAUGGCUUUUACUUAUGCCAAUUCUAGCAUUGAGUAUUGGAGUAGAAACACAGCAGCUUCUGAUGUGUUGAAGAUUUAUGAAAGUGAGAAGCAGAAACUUAGGAAAUUCUUAAAUGAUUUUCCUGGAAGGGUUUCUUUGACAACAGAUCUCUGGAGCGCUAUUACUAUCGAAGGAUAUCUCUGCUUGACUGCGCAUUACAUAGAUGUUGAUUGGAAUUUGCAAGCUAAAAUAUUGGCUUUCACCGCUUUUCCUCUGCCUCAUUCUGGAAUAGCCAUUGCUAUGAAGCUGGUUGAGCUGCUGGAGGAGUGGGGACUGGAAAAGAAGGUCUUCUGUCUCACUGUAGACAACGCUUCUUCGAAUGAUAGCAUGCAUAGUAUCAUGAAGAGACAGAUGCACAAAGAUCUGUUCUGCAGUGGAGAGUUCUUCCAUGUACGAUGGUCAGCACACAUCCUUAAUCUUAUUGUUCAAGACGGCUUAGCAGUGAUUGGAGGAGCUUUGCAGAAAAUCAGGAAGAGUGUCAAGUUUGUUAGAGGAUCAGAAAGCAGGGAAAGAAUGUUUCAAAACUGUGUUGAAACAGUGGGAACCGAGGUCGAAGGUGAUGAAGGUCUGGUCUUAGAUGUAAGCACACGUUGGAAUUCUACUUUCCUUAUGCUUUCUAGAGCUAUCAAGUUCAAAUCUGCACUAGGUAACUUGGCGGAUGUAGAACCGAGUUAUGUGAAUUGUCCCUCUUAUUCUGAGUGGAGGAGAGCAGAAGUGAUAUGCGAGUUGUUGAAGCCAUUUUCUGAGAUUACAAAUUUGAUUUCGGGUUCCUCAUACCCAACAUCAAAUUUGUAUUUCAAUGAAAUUUGGAAGAUUGAGUGUUUGUUGAGAGCUCAUGCAAAUUAUUCUGAUCCUGUUAUUUGUGAAAUGGUGAAGUGUAUGAAGCUCAAGUUUGAGAAAUACUGGGAAGAAUACAUUGAUAUCCUUGCAGUUGCUGCAGUUUUGGAUCCAAGACUGAAAUUUCACUUCUUAGAAUAUUGUUUCUCGGUUUUGGAUCAGUCUACUUGUAAGAGAAGGUUGGCUAAUGUUCGUUCAAAGAUCUAUAAACUGUUUGGAGUUUACAAGAAAAACCAGAGAAUCAGUAGUGCUGCAACAACUUCACAAGGAGAAAUACCCGAUGUUCCAGCCGGUUAUGGGGGCUUCUACGCCUUCUUUUCUCAGAAAGUUGUUGGCAGUGGCAAGUCUGCUCUCGACAUAUAUCUAGAUGAGCUAUUGCUUGACAUGGCCGCUUACAAGAAACUGAAUAUGUUACAUUACUGGAGAGACAACUCAGCUCGGUUCAAAGAGUUGGCAACAAUGGCACGAGAGGUUCUGAGUAUACCCAUAACAACUAUUGCUUCAGAAUCUUCGUUUAGCAUUGGUAGUAGAGUCCUUAACAAGUACAUAAGUUGUCUUCUACCUACUAAUGUCCAAGCCUUGGUUUGUACAAGAAAUUGGUUAAAAGGGUUUCCUGAAAUGGGUGAUGAGUCUGUUGAGAAGACAGAAGAGGAGAAAGAAGAAGAGGAUAAAGAGAAGGAGAAAGAAGAAGAGAGUGGAGAGUCAAUAGACUUGAAUUGAGGUAUGAUUCUACACCUUACUCAUUCAAGUAAAACUCGUUUACUUUCUUUGGAAAUGAGCACUUUUGAUAUGAAUUGAGCACUUGUGAUAUGAGAGAACAUUAUGAGAGCACAUUCAAUACAUUGAAAUGUUCUAGCUAUUGAUCUGAAGAUAAAUGAUUUAGUUUACUCUUGCAAGUUGCAAGUAACUUGUUUGAGUUUGUGGGCUAAUGAAUCUCAUUUCUUGUUUUGUUUUGGAUUCAGAAACCAGCAUUUUCAUUCACUUGCUGCAUGUCAUAACUGCUAACGAUCUGUAUCUUCAUCUGCAAUUGUCUUGAGAAUUUGGUGAAAAUCUGAGGUUGAAUCUUCUUUUUUGUUUGUUGUUGCAGGCUGCAAAUAAGAGGAGACAAAGUCACAAAGCUGGAACAAAGUGAAUUCAUAAACAGUGUUGUUAAAAACUUAAGUCUUUUGAGAUUGUUUCAGAUUUUCCAAUGUUGUUUAAAGUUUCAAAAGUUUACUACUCAAUUUUGGAUAUUUCUAUCAUAUUUCAAUGUUGUUUAAUAUUUAAAGUGAGUUUAAAUUGAAUUUAAACAUAUUUGGGCAAAUAUUCAAAAAAAAAGAAAAAACAGAUUUGGGUCAAUAUUUAAAUUGCUUAUAAUUGGGCGGGUUUGGAUGUCCAGUUGGGUGAUGGGUGUUAUUGGGUGUGGGUGUUGUUAAGUGUGGACUAAAUAUGGGUAUGGAUGUUUUGAACCCAGAAAAAAAAAACGCCCAGUU